CCUCGUCACUCUCCGUGUGCACGCGUUGGUAUUCGUAUCGAACGUCAGCAGCCCCGAGACCAACACGACACGCGUAGUUUACAAACACACUGCGUCAUCAGCGCUUUUGGUUCGUUUUUUCGGUUGCUGUUUGAUUUCGCGUUGAAAUCAUGGCCGGCUAAGAGUGAGAUACCCGCGAGACACCGGUGAUUUUUGUUCCCGUGGACAGCAGGACGCGAUGACGACCCGUCGCCGUUCGUAGUGUUGAGAAGUUGCGGUGCGUCGUGGAAAACUGCGUCGUUAGGGAUUUCGGUUAGUACGCUUCGCAAAAGUGGAAUAUAUGAACGUGUCCUAUCCGGGGUACAGCCCGCUGUCGAAAAUGAACUUGAACAUGCUCGAGCCGUUGGUCGAGCACGCAGGCGACGGCCUGGAACCGUUGCCCAGGGCAAGGUCCAACACGUGGCCGCUGCCGAGACCCGAGAAUUACGUCGACCCGCCCGAAGACGGCUCCGGUGGCGGCGGCGGCGGCGGCGGCAACGUGGCAACCGCGGGAGCGAACGGGGGCGGCAACAAGUGUCCCGUGCCGGUGCCCGUUUCGGGGGUGCCGGCGAAGAAAAAUUCCAGCCGGAGGAACGCGUGGGGCAACUUGUCGUACGCCGACUUGAUUACCCAGGCGAUCACCACCAGUCCGGACAAACGGCUGACGCUGUCGCAGAUCUACGAGUGGAUGGUGCAGAACGUGCCGUAUUUCAAGGAUAAGGGGGACAGCAACAGUUCGGCAGGUUGGAAGAACUCAAUAAGGCACAACCUGUCCCUCCAUAACCGGUUCAUGAGGGUACAAAACGAAGGUACCGGCAAAUCGUCGUGGUGGAUGAUCAACCCGGAAGCCAAACCCGGCAAGUCGGUUAGACGACGGGCGGCGUCGAUGGAAACUAGCAAAUUUGAAAAAAGACGAGGGAGGGUAAAAAAGAAAGUGGAGGUGAUCAGGAACGGGGGACUACCGGACACCACCCCUAGCCCGAGUUCGUCGGUGUCGGAAAGCCUGGACCUGUUCCCCGACUCGCCCUUGCACAGCGCCGGUGGUUUCCAGCUAAGUCCAGAAUCCAGACCGAGGGCGUAUUCCAACCCGUCCGUAUUUAGCGGCGGCGGUUUUCAACUUAGCCCCGACUUUAGACCGAGAACGUCGUCAAACUCGUCCACCCGUUUGUCGCCGAUACCGUCCGUCGGGGUGGAGCCCGAUUGGAGCGCCCAAUUCGCCGGUACCGCCUUUAGCAACCCCGAAAUCGUCAACGGGGGUAACGCCGCCGGCGCCACCGGCGGCAGUUACUCCCCCGACCAGUUGGCGGGCAAUCUGGAACAGAGGAUGAAACUGCAGAGCGACGCUUACAUGGGGUACCUGAACGGCCAAGCCCAGGCUCAGCCGCCGCCGCCCUACAAUUCGAUAUUCAACGAUCAAUUUCCCGCCAAUCGCGAGUUCCAUCCGCUGACGGGACCGUCGCCGUACGCGUGCACCAUCCACAGGAUGCAGCCCUGCACCUGCAUCCCCAAUUGCAUCAAAGUAGAGAGGAUGUCUCCGACGGACAUGUCACCCUCUUACCCCCACUCGGAACCGUCCCCCGAUCCGCUCAGUUCGCACCAGUAUCUGGUGAACAGGAUGCCACGGCCUCCGUCUAGCAGUCCUCCGCUGACUCCCCAAUCGCAGGGCACCCCGUCGACGAUGAUGGGCCAAUUCAUCGGCGCGUUGAACAGCAACGACGACCUGAACAUCAACGUAGACACGUUUCAGGGCGGAUUCGAUUGCAACGUAGAGGAAAUAAUCAGAAACGAACUCACAAUGGAAGGUAGUUUGGACUUUAACUUCACGGGUCAACAUCAGGGAAUGGCGCAACAGGCCGCGGAUACGACGAUCACAAGUCAGACGGCGCCGCCGCCCGCCUACUCGCAAACGGUCGUCACGACCCCCUCGUGGGUCCACUAACACCCUUCUCGACGGCACGCAG
Molecule: messenger RNA, 1979 nt
Organism: Cylas formicarius (sweet potato weevil)
Lineage: Eukaryota; Metazoa; Arthropoda; Insecta; Coleoptera; Brentidae
Gene: foxo
Product: forkhead box protein O
Exons: 8
Coding region: 320-1957 (545 amino acids)
Biological process (GO): regulation of transcription by RNA polymerase II
Cellular component (GO): nucleus
Molecular function (GO): DNA-binding transcription factor activity, RNA polymerase II-specific; RNA polymerase II cis-regulatory region sequence-specific DNA binding
Source: RefSeq, a predicted model, not a curated record